GCUACAUUUUGAAAUUUCAGAAAAUGCAGAAAAUGAAACCGGAAACUGAAUCCGAAGAGUGAAGUUUCGAUUUCUUCAGAGUUUGUUCCUUGUGUUCCAUGGCGAGAGUGAAGCACACACCAGCUUUGCGCAAAGUUGGUAAAGGUAAAGCCAAAAGCGCUUCCACGUCCACUCCACCGUCACAGCAAUCGCCUGUGACUAGAAGUAAUAGUAGGACUCAACAAAAGGAGCCGCAGGAAGCAGCAGCAGCAGCGCCACAGACGCAGGGAAAGAUGAAAAAGCGCAGUAAGCCAGGAACAGCGGCGCUUCGCGAGAUUCGUCGUUUUCAGAGAAGUUGCGAGCUUCUUAUUCCGGCUGCCCCCUUUAUCAGAUGUGUCAAACAAAUUACACAUCAAUUCUCUACGGAGGUGUCUCGUUGGACGCCUGAAGCUGUGAUAGCACUGCAGGAGGCAGCUGAGGAAUGUCUGGUUCACUUGUUUGAAGAUGGAAUGCUCUGUGCAAUUCACGCUAGACGUGUUACACUUAGUAAGUUGAUAUAAUUUUUUUAAAUUCUUAACCAGAUUUUCCGUGGAUCUA
This is a messenger RNA of Vigna umbellata (rice bean), 576 nucleotides long. NCBI's taxonomy places the organism in Eukaryota, Viridiplantae, Streptophyta, Magnoliopsida, Fabales, Fabaceae. The record is from RefSeq and is a predicted model, not a curated record.